AUGCCGCCUAAACGUGCUAGCGCGCCACGCAAAGUGGCUGCGAGCAGUUCUGGAGCAAGGAAACGUGCUAAUGAAGACCCUCCCGAGGGAGUAGGUUCUAAUCAAGGCAAGAAUAGCAGCAGAGUAAAGCGACAGAAGAAAGUCUAUGAGGAAUCUGAAGAUUCCGACUCUGACGAUUUUGAAGAUUACGAGGACGCGGAUGAUGAUGAUACUGACACCGACCCCCGUAAUGGGCUGAAUCAGAGCCUACCCCCCAUUUCCAAUGUUUAUGCUGCCUUUCAAGACAUUGCCCGCCGGUCGGAGGAGUUGCUUGGUGGCGAUGACCAAAUUGAUCUUCGUGUUGCAACUCUGUGCUCUGGCACCGAAUCCCCCAUAUUUGCAUUGAAGAUGCUUCAAGAAUCUUUCGAUCGACUGCAACCAGACAGACAGUUUUUCAAAUUUUCUCAUGUCUUCAGUGCUGAGAUUGAACCUUUCAAGCAAGCAUACAUCGCACGAAACACAGAAGGAGCUAUCAUAUUCAACAAUGUGUUGGAUUUCAUCGACCCGAAAGAUCUUAAAGCGCCUACUGCAAUGGGCGCAAUGGAAGAGAUCCCCGGGGACAUCGACAUUCUCGUUGCCGGAUGUUCCUGUGUAGAUUUUUCAUCGCUGAAUACUCAGAAACAUACGGAAUAUUCCGACAAUGUCGUCGAGAUUGGAAGCGACUUAAUCAAGGACAUCGAAUGCUUGUGCGGAGGACAGGCCUACAAUGAGUCAAUGUUCGACGUAGUCAACGAGGGGUUUAUCCAACUUCUCGAGAACAUCAAUCAGAUGGGUACAUCGGGACAGACAUUCUUUUCGAUGCUGAAGUACGUAAAAGAUUACCGACCUAAGAUUGUUAUUCUCGAGAAUGUCAUGGGAGCUCCCUGGAAGCAGACUUCGGAACUUUGGUUUCCCUUUAUCGGAUAUAAGGCCGUCUUCGUCAAGGGCGACGCAAAAGACUAUUACAUCCCUCAAACUCGGUUCCGCAACUAUCUUCUUGCUGUUGACAAAGAGUUGUUCGGGGACGAGGCUGCUGACGAGGUAACCAACCUAUGGUAUGACUUGAUGAAGAGUCUUGUUAGGCGUGCAUCUACGCCCGUGAAUUCAUGGUUGUUACCUCCAACUCAUCCAUUAACUGAGCGGGCCCGCCAAGACGAUUCGGAAAAAGCACUCAAUCCAACAUACGAUGCCGAAUGGGAGCGAAGCAAAGCUCGUGCUAUACUUGUUCGCCAAAAGGAAGCACUUGGCGAUUCUCAUCCAUUGACAGAUUGGAGUUUAACCCGGCUCGGUCAACCCUAUGACCGCAUGGAUCGGCUUAUGAUUUUGACACAAUCGAAGCGUGUCCUAGAUUGUAUUGACAUAAAUCAUUUACGAGCAUUAAAGGCUGGAUAUGACUCGAGGUUCAAGAAUCGUAUCCAUGAUCUCAGUCAAAACAUAGACCGAACCAAUAUCAACACCCCGUUCGGCGUAACGGGUUGCAUUACGCCUGCAGGUAUACAUUGGGUAACGGACCAGUGCAGAAUUCUCUCUGGUUAUGAGAUGUUGGGCUUACAGGGUCUACCGCUCCAUCGACUCCAAUUUGGAACUGAGAUUCAGCAGGAGUUGCGAGAUCUUGCUGGCAAUGCAAUGACCACGACAGUAGUUGGUUCUGCUCUCGUGGCUGCCUUGAGAGCGAUUCGAGGAAGUUCCUUAGACUCUAAAUUGCGAGCACUCCCAGACCUUAACACGACCACUGUCAAACCAUUCGAGACGUUGUCUUUAGCAGAAUUCGUUAAGAGAUGCAGGAAGUACUGCUUUUGCAAUAGAUCGGCAAAGUAUAGUACGGACGACUUCUUGGAGUGCACGACAUGUUCCAUUAUUCGCUGCAAGUGGUGCGCUAGAAACCCGCCACAUAGCUUCCGCCCCAUCAAGCGACCCUCAAGCUUCUUACUGCUAGUGGAAGUAGAGCAAGAAGUCAUGCAAUUUCUACCGAGCACACUUGUAGAUCUGGUUUCCGCAGAGUUCCAGACCGAUCUUUCUCCCAAGUCGACAAUUAUUGGUCACGCUUCUAUAAUGAACCAUUUGAAAAGCACAACUUUCUACUUCAAGAGCACCCACGUCACCGAAGUGAGUGCAUAUGGGGAAGAGUUUCGAAAGCAGUUCAGUUUAGAUCAUGUUCGGCUAGAACAUCCUGUCGCAAAGGCCACGAUCAAAGAAGGCGCUCUCAACAUCCUUCCCAAGCCUGAUGCCUGGAAGUUCUGGUGCUUCCAACGAGAACCGCUCCGAGUAGAGAUCAACAAGACAGACAGUAUCCUACAAGUCGUCAAGAUUCAUGUGGACAGCCCUUCCUUGGUUGAGAUGGGGUUGCCUGGUGACUUAGAUGCAGCCUGCGGUAACUUCUACCACAAGCCAGGCUGCGAGGCUCCGGAAGAUAGUCUCCACGCUCUCGACGGGAAGAGACUAUUCCUCUUCAAAGAAUCUGCUCGAACUAGAACACCUGAACACGAUUGUUAUAUCAUUUCAGGAGAAUGCCGUAUGCUGGAGACUUAUGAAUACAGGCAGGUCCUACUUAGGUUUAAGGCUGGUAUGGAUCUCCAGAAGUUGAAAUUAGGUACAAGAACUCUUGAUGCCCGAGUGGAUGGAUUUUGGGUCAGUCCCCAGAUCAUCAGCCACGACCUUCCCUCCGCGACGGCAAAUCACAAACACCUAGAAAUUUUCAAGGUUCCCGAUUCGAAACAUUUCGCCCUUUGCAACGAAGACCUUGAUCAACAGGUUCUGGCUGAAGCAUUAUUCACGAGAGAUAGACAUUGCGAUAAUUAUGGGAUCAUUCGUAAAUAUGAGCAUGUCACGCACACUACGGGACAAUGGGUUACUGUAGGGAAAGUCGAUACCCCUCUGUUUUAUGAGUUCGUUUCAUAUAUCAAUGUGAAACUCGCCAGCCUUGAAUGCCUCGAGGUCAACUUUGAGAUGGCGGAUAUUGACUCUUGGGUGGAAGAGCUUAGAGAUUGGAGGUCCAAAACUGAUGUUCGGGAUUCUCCAUUCGGACAGCUACCACGAGCACAAUGGCUCAAAGUUGACAAGGAACAAGGUCUGAAAUGGGUUCAACAUCGCAAUUCCGAUGCUAUGGCAGCACUUGAAAGCCACAUAAAGAACCAAGUUCCCCCCUUUGAAGUAAGGGUAAAGGUUCACCCCUCCCUGCCAGAAGGCCUACGGCUAGAACAUAUAAGCGGGCCAGUGUAUGAGGGUCAAUUUGUGACCUUGGUUCAAUAUCUGGUAAAUCCUAAGGUCCUUGUAUACCAAGCAGCAGCAUACUUACCACCAACCACGAACGCAGACGCUAAAGUAACUGCCUAUGUCCAGUUCGAGCGCAAUGCCAUUCUACACGAAAAUAUGCAAGUACGUUCCGACGGUUCUGCAAAGCAUAGCUUCGUGCCCUUCCGGAAGUCCUUAAAGACCUUAGAAGGGUUUCAGCCCCCCCAAGUUAUUUCGGAUCAAAUACGUACGAGAAUGGGGACAUUCAAAGAAAGACUGAGCAGGUUCCAGUCGAGGUCUCUUAGUUGGACGCUUUGGCGCGAGUUGCAUGAGCCGGAGUUCACGGAGAGAGAGAUCGAAGAGGAAGGCGUUCCGGACCUCAAAUUGAGACUUGUUGGCCGUGUUGAGCGCAAGGCUUUUCACCAUGGUGGUAUACUUGCGGACCACGUUGGCUACGGAAAAACUGUUGUUAUGCUGUCACUGAUGCAUUGCCAAGAGGCUUUCGACAAAAAGCAGUCUAUGCAGCUGCGGGAUGCUCAGAACCCGCACCGUAUACAUCUUAAGGCCACUCUUGUGCUGGUACCUUCGCAUCUAGUUAGUCAGUGGGCUAAGGAAGCGAAACGUUUUCUCCCUAUCACUACUAAGGAAGUAGUCGUCAUAAGAAAGCUCGGAGAUCUAGUGGACUACCAAGACUUGAGCACUCUCAAAAGGUUACAAAAUGCGAGGCUGAUCAUUAUGAAUCUUGACUGCCUUUCAGACAUUUUGUACUACAAAAACCUUGCUAAGCUUGCAGGGUCUCUUGAUCCGCCCACUCAUGAAAUCAAGGAAAAUCAACCUCAUAUUAAGGGCAAUCAAUACCAGCGUCGCCCUUUUGAAGAGUGGUAUGCAGACUCUGCGCCUGCAGCUGGGGACCACGGUGGGAAGUUAUUGAAGAUAGGCCUAGCAGGAUGGUCUAGCGAAUUGCUCGAGGAGCUACACCGCGAAAUCGAGGGCCGCCGUGAGGCGGUCAAAAACGUAUAUCGAGAAUUUUCGGAGAACUAUCAACAUUCGGUUACAACUGAUAUGGUAGCAAAACAACCAGGAUCCGCCAAGAAAGGACGAGGCUCCUCAAAGAAUUUUAAGCAUUCAGUCAAAAGCUCAACUAUACCGGAAGAGCCGAGUGCGUCCGACACAUUUCCCUCGUCAUCGAAGCUGACUCCGACAGCCAAGAGCAAGUCUACGAGCAAGUCUGCAAGCAAGUCUACGGUCGACUCUACGGUCGACUCUACGGCCGACUCCAAGGACAAAAAGAAAAUUUGCUUGCCAGAUAAGUUUAGGCAUGCAUUGGAAGCUUUUACCUUUGCGCGGAUAGUGUAUGACGAAUUUUCCUACGAAGGGUUUUUUUCGACCCUUGUCAUCUCUAAUUUGCAAGCCCGUUCGAAAUGGAUCCUUUCAGCGACGCCACCGACAAAAGACUUAGCAGCUAUAUGCUACACUGCUAAACACUUAAACGUACAUGUAGCAAGACCAAUCCGCUGCCGGCAGGGAAUGCCUCGGAUCACCAACGGCCCUGUAUUGGAGGAUAGGAGCAAUGCGGAAGAGAUGCGUAUCCCCAAUUUCGUGUCGGAUCAGACUAUUCGGGAGAGACAUCAACAGGGGAUGGAGUUUCUGGAGCAUUUUGCCACCUCUAAUCCCCUCGACCAAGAUCUCUCUGGUGGUGUCGAGGUUGAAGAAAAGGUUGUGGUAUGCGAGAUGGGCCAGUACGAAUUCAUUCUUUACCACGAUAUUGAACAAGAUUUGCGGGCUCAUAACUUCGAUGCGAAUCUUCUGUCGAGAGAAUCCCGUUAUCUAUUGCACCCACUGAUCGAUGGUGAAUGGGGUGCCGACGGGAAGCAAGUCAGUACCGCGGCGUUGAUCCACCGCUCCUCUCACGGAAACUGGCUUAGGUCGGACUAUUCGACGGAAUUACUCAUGGCUCAGCGGACUGCUACGAAACUCACCUCCCUUCGUAUUUUCAAAAGUGUAGCCGAGAAAGCCAUCUGGCUCUCCAAGCGCAUUUGGGGUGAAGAGAAUGAGGUGAAAUACGUCAAUGGCAGAAAUGCUACCACAGAUAUCUACAUCCUUCUUAAAGAUAUCUGGGGGAGAAACUUAGCCAGCUGUGGUGGAUAUGAUGCCUGGAAACAGUUGUCAGGCGAAAUCAUUACCAAGCAGGGUAGGGGGUUUGAUCAGAUAUUCGAGGAUGUCACAAAGGACCAUCCAGGCUUCCUCCUAAACGAAGAGAACUUUUUUAAUGCUCUCAGCACGUUGACCUCAAAGACAUGGAUCGAUUUUUACGAGUUGACAGAUGAGGAUCUCGACAGCAUUACCGAACAAGAAGCCGACGCUCUGAGAGAGGACUUAGUUCGUGCCCGCGAGGAUAAGGCUAUGGACCUAAGAAACGGCGGUGGGUGGUCCAUCUUACAAGAGAUUGCCACCGGGGACCAGGUUCAGUAUAGGCAGCCUAAGGAGAAGAUGAGCGGCCAAGUAGUGGCCGUUACUCCUGAACAAUUAAAAGACAAAGUCAGCAAAGGUUACCUUCAAGGUUUAUGUCGUGCCUUAGGCAUCGCAUUCAAGACUGGUGACUCAGUAGCUACUCUGAAGGGUCGCCUAGAUGCCGCUUCGAAAGGAGAGCUUGAUGAAUCCGACUUCGUCGACUGCAUGAAAUGCAGCGCAAUGAAGCAACAGAGGUUCCCUCUAUUCAACAAAACUACCAAGAUUCGAGGUGGGAAGUACACGUUCACUGGGAACGAUGUGAGCAACUCUGCGAUUGAGCUGCGUAAGGCUUUUGGAAAUGCCGUCAAUGCUAUCAAUCAAGAACGAAUCACCAAGAAUCUCAAGUCGACUAACGAGGAACUCAAAUGCGAUCGUUGCGAAGAGACUGUGCCUAGAGAAACCCUGCACAUGGUUUGCGAAUGCGGUCACCUACUUUGCAAAAAGCAUCUCGACUCGGACUAUUGUGGCGAAGAGGAUGGAAAGUUUUGCCCAUCGUCACUCAAAGGCCCAACUAUGUCGUUGGAGAAAAUCAAUAUCCCUCAGCGACGUCUCGACCUCGGUGCUGCCACGAAUGAGAUUGCCCUGUUUCCUAAGAUUAGCUCGAAGUUCCAAAUGCUAGUGAACACAGUAAGAUCGAUACCGGAUGAUGAAUAUGGUCUCGUAUUUUUUCAAUACCCCAGCCAACUCGAAGAGCUCCAGUACGUCCUAAGGAAAAACGGAAUUGGUUUUGUGUACGUAGCGCCCACCACAAAGGCUCUAAGUAAUUCCGAUGAGCGAAGGGGAUCAGAAUUCGCUUCUAUCAAUAAUCUAGGCUCAAAGGGUGUGUCUGAGCUUCGAGUGCUAUGCGAGGAACGUGGAAUUAAAUGGUCGGAAGAGGAAGAGGCUGCCGACUUAAGCAAGAGGCUUCAGUACUGGAUAAAUAAGUUUGGAAAAACCGUAAAGCAUCCUAAGCUUCGACUAUUGCAAAUUGACGACGUCUCGUCUGCGGGCUCGAACUUCCAAUAUGCCAACCACGUUAUGUUCGUCGCACCCUUUGUGGUAGGCCUACAGGAGAAGUACGACGCUUGCAUGCUGCAAGCGAAGGGCAGAUGCGUCCGUUAUGGACAGAAGAAGAAGGUCCAGGUCUACCAUUUCGUCACAGCCAACACGAUAGAGGUCGACAUAUUGGAGCUGCGAACACAGAGUCAUAUCCUUGUUCGCCCUGGAAAGGCCAUCGGAAGACUUCAACCCGCCCCCGUAGCGGAGAUGAAGAUGAAGGAGUAUGAUGAUGCCGCCUGCGUUGACGAAGAUACCGUUAUGUUUGACGCGACUGAGGGUUCCAAGCCCGACAACGGUGAUCCUGACAUCCAAAUGCAGGAUGCUCCAGAAGCCACCCCCGACGACCCGGAUAAAGAAGAGAGAGUCACAUCGAACCUUAGUUCCGAGGACGUCUGGAAAGCUAUGAAUGAGCUGGAUUGGUUGACCACGAUGGGCAUUGAGUACUAA
Messenger RNA from Daldinia caldariorum, 7245 nucleotides. RefSeq lists its product as uncharacterized. The record is from RefSeq and is a predicted model, not a curated record. Gene Ontology annotation, molecular function: ATP-dependent chromatin remodeler activity; methyltransferase activity; ATP binding. Bases 1 to 7245 code for a protein of 2414 amino acids. The transcript has 4 exons. Lineage: Eukaryota; Fungi; Ascomycota; Sordariomycetes; Xylariales; Hypoxylaceae.